Molecule: messenger RNA, 2546 nt
Organism: Maylandia zebra (zebra mbuna)
Lineage: Eukaryota; Metazoa; Chordata; Actinopteri; Cichliformes; Cichlidae
Gene: septin3
Product: septin 3
Molecular function (GO): GTP binding
Source: RefSeq, a predicted model, not a curated record
CUUGUCGCCUUGGUAACGGAAAAGGAGGGGGCUCACGGCCAGAGGGAAGGAGAGGUACCCGGACUCCUCUUUACAUGAGCGUUCCUGUUAUUGUUAUCAGUGUGGUGAAUAGAUAUUACGGCUUCUCGAAUUCAGAGCGCCUGUAGGUCGCCCGCUGUCUCCACGAGCUCGUUUGGUCAGGUGAACGGGAGCUGACAUGUCAGACAUCGUUCCUCCAGAGGUUAGACCCAAACCAGCUGUCCCUGCCAAACCCCCAAACGUGGGGGCUCCUUCUCCUUCUAGCCCCUUCCCACCCCAGGGCCUGGGUGUCGGAGGAGGCGGCAUCUCUGCUCCCCCACCGAGCGCCAUUCCAGUUCCCAUUGGAAGUCAUGGUCCGAGCCAUGGUGGCAGUCACAGCGUGGGUCAUGGCAUAGGACACAGCGUUAGUCACGCUGGAAGUCACGCUGCACCACACAGCGGCGGUCACGGUCAUGGUGGCUCCCACAGCUCCAGCGGGGGAUCCACUCUGCUGGGAUACAUUGGUAUCGACACCAUCAUUGAGCAGAUGAGGAAGAAGACCAUGAAGACGGGUUUUGACUUCAAUAUCAUGGUAGUAGGUCACAGUGGUCUGGGAAAGUCAACCCUGGUGAACACCUUAUUCAAGUCCCAAGUGAGCAGGAGGAGUGCAGGAUGGGCUCGUGAUGAGAAGAUCCCCAAAACUGUGGAGAUCAAGGCAGUGUCUCAUGUUAUUGAAGAGGGUGGUGUGAAGAUGAAGCUGACAGUUGUCGACACUCCGGGCUUCGGAGACCAAAUCAAUAACGACAACUGCUGGGAGCCCAUCUCCAAAUACAUCAAUGAGCAGUAUGAGAAGUUCCUGAAGGAGGAGGUCAACAUCACCAGAAAGAAGCGAAUCCCGGACACCAGGGUGCACUGCUGUCUCUAUUUUAUCUCCCCAACCGGACACUCUCUUCGACAGCUAGAUACUGAGUUCAUGAAGCGCCUGAGUCACUCGGUCAACAUUAUUCCCGUCAUUGCCAAAGCAGAUACACUGACCAUUGAGGAGAGACAGGAGUUCAAGCAGAGGGUAAGGAAGGAGCUGGAGAUGAGCGGGAUUGAAUUUUACCCACAAAAAGAGUUUGAUGAUGACAUGGAAGACAAGAGUGACAACGAUAAAAUCAGAGAGGCGAUGCCCUUUGCUGUGGUGGGGAGUGACAAAGAAUAUCAAGUGAACGGCAAACGGGUUCUGGGGAGGAAGACAGCGUGGGGAAUUGUGGAGGUUGAAAAUCCAAACCAUUGUGAGUUUGCUCAGCUGAGAGAUUUUCUGAUCAGGUCUCACCUGCAGGAUCUGAAGGAAGUCACUCAUAACAUUCACUAUGAAACGUACCGUGCCAAGAGACUGAAUGAGAACGGAGGUCUGCACCCCAUAUCAUCCGCUGAUACCCAGGAGAGCAACCUGUAGUCAGAGAGAGAGUGAAAACAAUGAGUCCAAUAGAUGAAUCUACAAAAUACUAUAAUCCUUAUCACCACAGCAUUGCUGCAUGCGUGGAAAAGAAAAUUAAUGUGUUAAGAAUUGGUGUCAUUUAAUCCCCAAACUCCACCCAUCCUUUUCUUCAUAUUCUUCCCCACCAAGCAUAUCAAACCCCUCUGUUACCAUUUUCCAUUCAUCCCAGUGAGUCUUUGGAGGAAAGACAUAAUGUAAAAGAGACUUAGUGCCGGUAACGUUUUUUCCACUGCCAGCGCCUUUUCUCAUUGUUCAGAGUGUACAUGGAAAGUGCUCGUGUCUCUCGUGUACGGGAGGCUGAUUUUUAAGCCUGUGUGUUGUGUAGCAACUGACAGCCGAGUUUAGGCAAACAAAGUGAUUUGCUCUAAAUAUUAAAAUCAUAAUUCCUGUGUAGCAACGGUGCAUUAGCCGGCUCUGCGGCUGGCUCUGUUGAAAUUGCCGAUUUUAAAUUCUGAGCAGCAGCUGUUCAUUUAAAGGAAAAAUCCCAGCGGCUUUACUGUCAAGAGGGUUUAACGAACAUUACAAGCUGUGCUGCCUUCUUUAAUAACCGAGUCCACGAAGGAAAAUAAUGAACUUUCUUUUGAGAGUUGCAGCAUUAGUCACAUGUAAAAUGCAGUUUAUAAGGAGUCCACAUGGUGAGUGACUGCUCGCUGCCGAUUCAGUGAUUCACGGUAACAAACACAAAUUUAGCUGUUCAUGCAGAUGCAGCUCACCGUGUUUUGUUUCAGCACAGUGCUCAUACAGGAAACUGCAUCUGUGUUCACUUGCAGCAAUGAGCUGUGCUCUUGGAGUUCCACCAUGCAUAUUUUAUCAAGGUUCAGACUGAUUUUUGUUAGAUGUUUCCUGUUUAAAUAGUUGACAGGCAAUAGAUGCAGGAAUUAUAACAAAUUGCAUAUACAAGCUUUCCCAGCUGGAAUGACUUGUUUUUGGUCUUUGAGAGCCACUACUAUCAGUGCAAACGUUGUUUUGUUUAAAUAUUUUUGGUUGUUGUUUUUUUCUUUAUCAUUACCAUUCAUGGCAAGUAGCCAUUCAAUAAAAUAUUAUAUUAAACCCGAAAGAAAUCCCA